ACCGUGGGAGAGAGCGGAAGCGAAGACGAGAUGAUAAGGGAUCCUCCGCCGAGGAUUAUGGAGUGUGAAAUGUUUCAAAUGCAGUGAAAUUAGGCACUACAGAAGUCAGUGCCCCCGUCUGCAAGGAAAGGGCGGAGGAAGUGGAGGUACAGUGUCGAUAAGUCGAGAGCUGGAGAAAUCGUUGAGCUCCGUGAGAAGAAUGGUCAGACAACGAUUGGAUCAGCAAAAAGCAGUCGAAGAAGCCAAACGUGAAGCGGAGGAAAAAAGAAAGAAAGUUGAAGAGGAGAAAGCGGCCAAAGAGGAAGAAGCGAAAGCUGCAAUGGCAAGGAAGUUAGAAAAAGAGGAAGAAGAGAAACGACGUCAGUGGGAGAUAAAGAAGCUGCUAGUACAACAACGAGAAGAAUAUGAAGUGAAGUUGGCGAAGUUGGUCGAUUUAAAUCGGAAUAUGAAAGAGAUAACGAUUGGAGCAAGGAAGAAGAAAAGCAGCGAGACGUCAUCAUCAACAUCGGAAGAAGAUGAAGAAGAGGCCGAAGAAGUCACGCCGCUUAAAGACAAGCGGAAGCGCCACGAUUCUACAAGCGUGGUAGAAAGCAGCCCACCAGUGGAAACUCCAAAGAAGUUGGGGAAGCUGGAAGAGGCGGGUACACCGGCCAACCAAAAGCGCAGAGGAAGAGGUAGACCAACUAAGGUUGAUGCACAAGCAGCACGAUUGGCGAAAGGUGAAGAUCCAUGGGAAGGAGUUCCGAUGGGUGACAAGUACGCAACAGAAUCAGUGUACAGGAAGGCGGUAAGGAAGGCUAUUGCUUCCUUUUACCCAGAAACUCUGAACUUGAAGGCGAUAUGUAAGGGAGUGGGGUUAUCCUUUCAUGGAAUAAAUGACGCAGUGGACACUCUGUCCGAACUAAGGGUUACCUACUGCUAUCGGGGUAAGAAAUCGUCGGGCUCGACAUCGAGCAAACCAGGAGAGGAGGAGCAAAUAAGGGGCGAGAUUCAAGAACCCCAAGAAGAACAAGACGAGUAAUUCGGAGAGUUUGACCGUUCUCCGGAGAACACGUGGUUUUUCGCUUAAGCAGCAAAGAUAAUGUUGACGAGAGGAUCUGCAACGCGAAGAAUAUGAUUUAGGGAAUUGACAGUGGAAAGGAUGCAAUGAAGCUCUGUAACAAGC
Molecule: messenger RNA, 1165 nt
Organism: Chara braunii
Lineage: Eukaryota; Viridiplantae; Streptophyta; Charophyceae; Charales; Characeae
Source: the annotation of a GenBank genome assembly